AUGGAAGAAAAUCUGCUACCGAACGCUCUACCUACUCCUGAUCUUCCUGGUGAAGAGCGGCGACAAGAGACCGAAAAGAAUAAUGAAACUAAAAAUAAAGUAUUAACUAUCUCCGCACCUGAAGAAGUUACCGUGAGCCCAGACUCAAGGCUGCUUCUCAGCUUAACAGACGGAGAAAGUUCUACUUAUAGCUCUGAAGUUACAGAGGACGAUGAACUGUCAUCUGCUGCUUCAUCCUCAGACGAAGAUGAAAAUGAAGAAUUAUCUUUGUCAAAUAGAAUAAUGCAAGAAAUUCAAGAUGGUACCUACACUUGCUUGGUUUGCACUUCUGAGAUCGAUGCCUUUUCCAAAAUAUGGUCAUGUGCUGGAUGCUAUAGAGUGUAUGACUUGGACUGUAUAAGAGAUUGGGCGCUUAGAGGGUCAUCUACCGACAAGAGUAACAAAAACUGGAGAUGCCCUGCCUGUAACAUUGAAACAAACGUAGUGCCUCAGAAGUUUACUUGCUGGUGUGGGAAGGUGAAGAACCCAGACCCGAACGAAUUAAUGCCCUUUAGUUGUGGGAACCCAUGUAAUGAACCCUACGAAGACUGUGUUCACAGAUGUGGAUCCCAAUGCCACCCUGCACUGCAUCCCGUUUGUGGGGCUAUGGGACCUGUGAUGAAUUGUGCGUGUGGUAAACUGCAUCGCCAAUUGCCCUGUUUGAUUACUCCUUACAAGGAAGGAUGGAAGUGUAACGAGCCGUGCAACACUGUAAUUUGUCCAUUGGGACAUAGGUGUAACCAUAAUAAUGUGGGCGGUUGUCACCUGGGCUUCUGUGGUUCCUGUGAGGCGACUAUUGAUACCGUCAAGUGCUACUGUGGUAAACACGAUGAUUUGACCAUAAAAUGUUUUGAACGUAACCCUAAGAACUGUUCCGAUCCUGGCAACACAUUGAGUAAAUGGGUAGGUUACACUGACUGUGGUGAAACCACAACAAUCUACCAUGAUUGUGGUAUCCACCUGGAGGUUUUCAAUUGUGAACCGUUACCUACUGAAAAGCUUAUAUGUAACUUUUCUCCAGCAAGGGUUAAGACUUGCCAAUGUGGGAAGACUUCCGUAGACCAAGCCAAACGAACAAAAUGUACUGAUCCGAUUCCUGAAUGUGACAAUGUUUGUGGGAAGAAAUUGCUGUGUGGCUGUUUCUGUAAAGCUAAGUGUCACUCAGGUGAAUGCAUUUGUUAUAACCUUUUAGAUGUGAAGUGUUCGUGUGAAAAUCAUACAUUCUCGGUGCCUUGCAGAUUCAUUCAAGCUGGUUAUAAACCCAAGUGUAAGCAUAAGUGUACUGUGUUGUUGAACUGUCGUAAGCACUAUCAUAAAGAAGUGUGCUGCGCUUAUGAACAAAUCGCUCAAAGAAGAGAAAGGGAGAAAAAGAAAGCCGUUAGAAAUGGAAUCAGGUCGUCUUUGGUUGAUGAAAAUGAUAUCAUGACUGUGGAACCUGCCCAUAUCUGUACUCAGCCAUGUAGCAGGUUAAAACUGUGUGGGGUCCAUCAGUGUGAAGCCUUCUGCCAUAGCGGACCUUGUGGAACUUGUUAUGAAUCUUCCAAUGACGAUUUGAUAUGUAAUUGUGGCAAGACGAUCAUUGAAGCUCCUGUAAGAUGUGGAACUAAAUUGGAAUGCCAUGAACAGUGCAUUAGAUCAAAGGAAUGUGGUCAUAGAUUAGAAACCCAUGAAUGUCAUCCUGAUAAUAUCCAGUGUCCUAAAUGUACCAAAUUGGUUACCAAGGAAUGUAAUUGUGGGAAUAAAAAGGAUAUGCCUAAUGUCUUAUGUUCACAGUUGAAUGUUUCUUGUGGUAAAGUUUGUAAAGUAACCAAAAACUGUGGUCAUCCGUGUUUGAAGGUGUGUUCGGAAUCAUGCACUAAAAAAAAUGUGCACGCUAGUUCUUCCGUAUGUCAAAGUCUUUGUGGCAAGGUUAGAAUCAAUUGUCCUCAUGCAUGUAAGCAAAAGUGUCACUCUAAUAAAGUUGGAAAAUCCAAAAACUGUGACGCUGUGCGUUGUUCGGAAGAAGUGACAGUUCAAUGUGAAUGUGGCAAUAAGAGUAAGACCCUCAAAUGUGGAGCUUCUCUUAUUGAUAAGUCAACUAUUGGCACAUUCUUAGACUGCGAUGAAGAAUGUUUAGCAAUUAAAAGGGAUAACGAGUUGAAAAAUGCAUUCAAUAUCGUCGGAAAAGAUAUUACUGAUGAUGAAAUGCAACAGAUCCUGCUUGAGGAAGAAAUCGAAUAUAUGGAUUCCGUGAUGGCUGUCUACCAAAGGCAAAAGCUUUGGUGUAGCAGAAUUGAGCUGCAAAUGAGAUCAUUCGUGGUCAACUAUUUCAGAGAGCUUGAAUCGAAUUCUGAGGGUAGCGAGGAUAUCGACAUUCCAAUGAUGAAGAAGUCUUUGCAUUUCCCACCCGCAAGCAGUCCCCAAAGGAAGUUUAUCCACGAGCUUGCCUCUGCAUUCAAAUUAUAUUCCGAAUCCUUGGAUGAGGAGCCUUUAAGGACUACUUUUGUAGUGAUUACCAAGUCCACUGUAAUUCCAAGAUUAAGACUUGAGGAAGCUAUAUUGAGAAAGCAAGAAAUCAUCAACGAGUAUCUCAGAAAUAAGGAAAUAAAGCAAAACCAAAUUCAAAGCUCCUUGUGCAAUGCGAUCUUGAUUCAAGAUGUAUUUUUCGGCAUUACAAAGGAAAUAUUAGAACUUGAAUUGUUGAAGGUGGCUCUGCAAAACAAGAGACUAAAUGAUUUGGAACUUCAUUGGAUUAAGGGUUCAACUUAUUGCAUGGUUUCCAAACUGAAAAUUAUGAAUAUGGACACUGCACUGGAAAAUGAUUUAUAUUUGAUUAUGAAGUCAUUCAAGCAAGUUGUGCGUGAUAAAUCGCUCGCUUUUGACUGUAAGUUGUGCCUAGUUGAUGAAAGUGUCGAACAUGUGUUGAAAACUGAUGAACAGAUUAGAAUUUUAGAUGAAGAUUUGGCUUUCGAAGAAGUCAAUGUUGAUGUUGAAAAGGAAAAGGAAUUCGAAGUGCACAUCCACCAAGAGCCCCAAGCAGAAACGGUAUUGUUUUGA
Messenger RNA from Dujonia railenensis, 3075 nucleotides. Lineage: Eukaryota; Fungi; Ascomycota; Pichiomycetes; Serinales; Debaryomycetaceae. The record is from the annotation of a GenBank genome assembly.